Molecule: messenger RNA, 883 nt
Organism: Drosophila willistoni
Lineage: Eukaryota; Metazoa; Arthropoda; Insecta; Diptera; Drosophilidae
Exons: 1
Coding region: 58-792 (244 amino acids)
Source: RefSeq, a predicted model, not a curated record
GAAUUUUUUCUCAUUCGAUACAUAAAUUCUAUUCAGAGCGUUGUAAAAAAAUAAAAAAUGGAAUAUAAUAAUACUAAAAUUCUAUUGAUUGUGGAUGAUAGUAUGGAUUGCCUUUUCACAACAGCGCUUUCUUGCCAAGGGUCCAUCCUGGUUGAUUCGUGUAACGCUGAUAUGUUAACUUCAAAGACAACCAAGGAGAAUAUGGAAUCGCAGAAACAGAAACUUCCCACACCAAAGGCAUACAAGUUUAUGCAAAUAUACGAUGAGAGGAAGAAAAUGCUGCUUAAUCAACAACAAGAAAAUGAGCGCAAACUACGAGAAUUUCGUGCAAAUCCAAUGCCAAAUUUUGGUUUGGCUCAUCAGCUAACAAAUAAUAUUAAGUUAAUGCAUCGUAUAACCGUGCCGAUAACACCAAAUGUUCUCAAGAAUUCUAUGCAAGCUGAGCAGAAGCGUGAACAACAAAUUCAAGCACAAAUUAAACUUAAGGAGGAGAAUCUACUGAAAACACUAAAGCCGAAUUUUAAAGCUCACCCUAUGCCUCUAUAUAAAAUGGAGCAUUUCAAACCAUCUAAUCGACAGACUUUGAUUGAUAUGAAACCAUUUAACUUAAAGUCCGAGGAACGUGGACUCCAACGAAAACUGUUCAAUGAGCAGAACAUGAAAAUUCUGGAGAAUAAAAGUCGUCGCAUGGAAGAGGAGCGCGAGAAUCGUGAAUCACAACUCAAGCAGAAGCUACGUCAGUUGACGAAUUUCAAGGCCAAUCGCAAUCCAUUUGGUUUCCAACAAAAGUAACACAUACCUAAACAUAUCGUUAUUUUUUGGUUCUUAUUUUAACUGAAUUUGAGUUAUAAUUUUAUUAAAUCUAAUGUUGGCAGUAAUUGAA